ACCGGUAUUUAUUUAUUGCAUGCGUGUGCGGUACUUUCACAACAAGGACGGUUCUGCAAUUACAACUACGUGACGUUCCUCAUCGUUUGACUGAAUUUUGCAGCAAUACCGGUACAACUGAGAAUUGACAAGAUGAGUUUUGUUGAAAGCCUGCCACCACACUGGACUAAUGACAGCCUGACAAAGAAGAAGGCUCUUCUGUGUAACAAGAUAAAGAAUCCUUUUUGCAUGUCUUUGAAGACCUUUCCCACCAGCAAGCAUCAAAGACUAACCAGACAACCAGGCGUCAACUUCAAGACCAGGAGUGGUGUUGUGUUCAAUCCAAUCACACCCUUGGAGAUCUUACGAGGAACCUUACAGAAGCGAAUCAACAAGGAUAUCCAUUGCAUAUUCCAGUAUUAUGCUCAGUUUUUCUACAUGGCUGUUGAAAACAUGAGAGAGAACUAUGGAGCAGACAGCGUGACUGAAGAACAUGUAUUGACUGUCUUCAGGAACAGCUUGGAAGCGGCCAAAGAUCUAUUCCAGCCCUCUGGGAAGCAGACGGGUAAAGAGAGACAUGGAUCAGGUUCUCAUAAGAUUAAUGUCAAGAUGCAUCUAGAUAAAAUGAAGACAUCAGAAGCUGUGCUCAGAAGGAAUGAUGAUGAGGAUUGUGAUGAACCAGAGAGAAAGAGAUCCAAGCACAAUCCAGACAACAACUCCACAUUCUCACUGAGGCCACCACCAAGAAUACAGACCAGAAAGAGGAAAGGGCGCCCUCCUGCACAUCACCGUGACUACACGGAUGUGAUCACGACCUCCUCCUCUGGGAGCUAUAAGAGUAACAAGGUCAAGGUAGAACCGGUCAAGAAAGAAGGACCCAAGUGGGACCCCUCCAGACUGGUCCAUGGAUCUAGGUUUGUCAUGGGUGCCAAGGCUAACAAAGCUCUUGGUCUAGGUGCUACAAGAGGAAGAUUAUACAUCAAGCAUCCAGAACUAUUUAAGUAUGCUGGGGACCAAGAUGACAAACAGUGGCUGUAUGAUAAUCAUCUCAUGCCAGCGACUGGAGGAAAGGCUUACAUCCUCCUACUUGAAGAUGUUCUUGAUUUGGCAGAGACAGAAGAGUAUAAAGAAUGUGGAAGUCUAGCGCUAGAGGAGCUUCAAACAUUCAAUGUUCCACCUGAGAUCUUGGAGAAGAUGAGACGCUACAUGGAAACGCAUCGCACAGAUUGUGAUGGUAGCAACAAUAGCAGUGAUAUCAAUGAAAAUUAACGAAUGAAAGUCUCCUUUUCGAGCUGAUGUUUAUUUGGUUCAAUAUUUCUCUAUUUUCUGCUUGAAUGGGGAACUUAUAAGGUAUGUGUAGUUAAAAACAUAAGAUUACGUGAUGCCCUCAACAACUACGCUUUCACAUUUUGUUCAUGUAAGGCGAUUCCAUGCCAUGUUUCCUAUUAGACAUAUGACAUUUAUCCAGUUCGUUUUAUCCAAAAAUGAAAGUCAUUUAUCAGGAUCAUUGACUCUUGUCUUUUCCUGGUAUCACUUACAUUAUUACAUGGUCAUAAUUUAUUAAGAUAUUUUUCACCCUGGGAUGAAAUAAAUGUGAAAAAUACCUAUUUCAGGACACAUUGAACAGAAUCUCCCAUAAGAGGAACUUGGGUCCUCUUUUCUCAAAUCUGUGACAUAAAAGUAUGCAUGCAAUUGACCACUGGCUGAUUUGUACAUAUUUCCCAUGUAGGGAUAUCUAUCCAUUAGUUUUACAACUGGGUAUUCAACUUACAAGGACCAUCAGCUUUCAGAAAUCCUUCCU
Messenger RNA from Strongylocentrotus purpuratus (purple sea urchin), 1780 nucleotides. RefSeq names its product deoxynucleotidyltransferase terminal-interacting protein 1. Gene Ontology annotation, molecular function: DNA binding; nucleosome binding. The coding region runs from base 133 to 1248 and encodes 371 amino acids. The record is from RefSeq and is a predicted model, not a curated record. The transcript has 11 exons. NCBI's taxonomy places the organism in Eukaryota, Metazoa, Echinodermata, Echinoidea, Camarodonta, Strongylocentrotidae. Gene Ontology annotation, cellular component: nucleus.